Molecule: messenger RNA, 2496 nt
Organism: Nematolebias whitei (Rio pearlfish)
Lineage: Eukaryota; Metazoa; Chordata; Actinopteri; Cyprinodontiformes; Rivulidae
Gene: ddx20
Product: DEAD (Asp-Glu-Ala-Asp) box polypeptide 20
Exons: 11
Coding region: 1-2322 (773 amino acids)
Biological process (GO): spliceosomal snRNP assembly
Cellular component (GO): SMN complex
Molecular function (GO): RNA binding; ATP binding; RNA helicase activity
Source: RefSeq, a predicted model, not a curated record
AUGGCUGCCUCCAUAAGAAAAGCAGCCCACGACAUCGAGACACGAAAAAGGACCGACGAUGUUCUUCUGUCGGAAAAGAUUGAGUUCAGCUCGCUGCUGCUGUCUCGGGCCGUGCUGGACGGACUGUCCGCCGCGGGUUUCCACAAACCCUCCCCGAUCCAGCUCAAAGCGAUCCCGCUGGGCCGCUGCGGACUCGAUUUGAUUGUGCAAGCCAAGUCUGGUACAGGAAAGACGUGCGUGUUCUGCACCAUCGCUCUCGACUCUCUUGUCCUGGAGAAUCCAGCUACUCAGGUUCUUAUUCUGGCUCCAACACGUGAGAUAGCAGUGCAGAUCCACUCUGUGAUGAUGGCCAUCGGCUGUGCCAUAGAAGGUCUGGAGUGUCAUGUUUUCAUCGGGGGGAGACCCGUGAGUCAGGACAAACAGCGUCUGAAGAAGUGUCACAUUGCUGUGGGCUCACCUGGUCGCAUCAAGCAGCUCAUCGAGCUGGACAUUUUGUCCCCCGUCAGCAUCAGACUGUUUGUUCUGGACGAGGCCGACAAGCUGCUGGAGGAGGGCAGCUUCCAGGAGCAGAUAAACUGGAUCUUCUCCUCUCUGCCUGUCAACAAACAGAUGCUUGCUCUUUCUGCCACCUACCCAGAAUCCCUUGCUCAGUACCUCACCCGCUACAUGAAUGAGCCCACUUUCGUUAGACUCAACCCAAGUGACAUGGGUCUGAAAGGUCUGAAGCAGUUCUACAAGCUGGUGCCAUCCCACCCCCUACCUCACAAGGUUUUUGAGGAGAAGGUGCAGCAUUUGCUCGAGCUGUUCAGUAAAAUCCCCUUCAACCAAGCCCUGGUGUUUUCCAACCUACACACAAGGGCUCAACACUUGGCAGACAUCCUGUCCUCCAAAGGCUUACCUGCUGUUUGUAUAUCAGGUGGCCUGAGUCAGGACCAGAGACUGGAAGCAAUGUCCAAACUGAAGCAGUACCAGUGCAGGGUGCUCAUCUCCACCGACCUGACUUCCAGGGGUAUAGAUGCCGAGAAAGUCAACCUGGUGAUCAACCUGGACGUGCCUCAGGACUGGGAGACCUACAUGCACAGGAUUGGACGGGCUGGACGUUUUGGCACUCAGGGGAUGGCUGUGACCUACUGUUGCCAUGGUGAGGAGGAGAACAAGAUCAUGGCCAUCGCUCAGAAGUGUGGCCUCAGUUUGUCUGCUCUUCCUUCCACUUUAGAGCCUGGGUUGAUGGAUGAGCCGUGCGACUGGGACGUGUGCGCUGAGGCCUCCACUGUGUCGCAGCAGUUGCUCCGAACUGAAAAGAGGAAGCGUUCAAAGCCCCAAGUCUCCGUGUCGGAACCCGUCAAGGAUCAAGCUGUGGAGCAAAGGAGUCAAACGAAGGAAGCUAGAGCCCAGGCAGGACCCAGGAUGUCGUUACACGGUGAAGAAAUCGCAAGACAGACGAGCUGCGCAGGAGACGCCUCGCAGCAGAGCUCUUCUCGUGUGACGCCGACUCGUAAGGAGCUGCAGGACGCCCUGCCAAAGAUCCCUCCUCUCAGCUCGUUCAAGAGCUGCCGGUCGAGGUUUAUGACCUUUGAGGAGGCCCAGCGUGACUUCCAGACGUUUAUCACCACAGGUUUGGGGAGAUCAGUGGAGGUCGUCAGAGAGUUCAGAGGCGAAGACCAGAACGGGUAUAAGGAGUACAUCACACUGCACGACGAUGGAGCUCAAGAUUUAUUACUAAAUGGUGUCCAGCUGCAGUCGGACGUUUCACCUCCAAGCUCGAUAUCGGGUUCUUCUAACUCGCCGUCCGACAUGGACAUGGACAUGGACAUGACCCCCAGAGGCUCCAAUCAGCUUCCAGACGCUGAGCACAGAUCUCCUGUUCAACCUCAGCCUGACUCUACAUCCACUGCACAAAAUCCCUCUAUACCUGAAAUACAUAAGCAGACAUCCAGAGCAACAAGUGGGGGAGUUUUGUCUCCCCCCGAGAGCAGGAAGCUACGUGCUAAGACAAGCACCGAGAGCAGUCAGACCGCUCCAAGACAGACUUGCAGGGAAACAUCAAAAAAGGUGAAAAAAGAGAGCUCGAAGCUCUCGGAGAAGAUGAAAGAAGAGCCAGAGAGGGAUGAAGAAGAAGAGCGCAUGGACGUGGAGGAGGAGGAGGAGGAGUGGAGCUCGGAGGCAUAUUGGAGAGCCUGCUACAGAGCCUGGAGCGAUUACUACUCCUCCAUGUGUCUCCUUCCAGAGCAGAGGUACCAAAGCUACUACAGCGCAGCUCAUAACUGGAUGGCAGCUUAUCGAAUGAACGCAGUCUACAUGCAGGAGCUCAUGAAACACUGAGCGGACUCGCCUAAAGCAGCUUUUACUAUCAAGUGUUCGGUAAUCCAGUUGUUUUCUGCGUCUGCUUCAAGAUUAUUUGCACUUUAGGUCUAACGCAUUGAACUCAAAUUCUUUUUGUUAAAUGUAUCACAUGCAUGGUGUCGCUGUCUGGGUAACUUUAAUAAAUCACUGUGA